CACUGCAGCAACACAGAGAGUGACCAGCAGUCCGAGGACCACCUGCUCAGUCAAGCAGAUGAGACAAACAAUACCAACAAGGAAAGCAAUAAAAAUGAACCCUAUGGACACAGCAUACCGCCAGAUCCCGCCAACACUUCUGUACUUACUGAGGAAGAUUGGAAAAUGCCUUUGCAUGAAUUCAUUGCAAAGAGACAACCCAAUAUUAAAAAGCUGCCUAAAAGACUCAGAUCUUAUUACAAGGCUCAAAACAAGUUGAUUACAUCCUAUGAGAAGUUGUCUUCAUUUAGCGACAGAGAUCCUUACGAGGUAUACCCCAACACAGACAAAUCCUCCAAAGCCGGUUUUUAUGCAAGACUCAUUCUAUGUUUAAAUGUGUGUCUAACCAUUGGCAAAGCAGUGGCUGUCAGCGUUUCAGGUUCAAUUUCCAUCAUAUCCAGUUUAGUAGACAGUUGUGUCGAUCUGAUAUCUGGAAUCAUAUUCUGGUGGACCACCCGGGCUAUGAAACGAAGAAACCCUUACACUUACCCCCAAGGUCGAACGAAACUGGAGCCAGUCAGCAUUAUUAUGUUGUCUGUAAUCAUGUCUUUUGCAGCUUUGCAACUGAUUUUGCAAUCGGUGCAGAAAAUCGUUGCAUUCAUUAAACACUCCCAUAACAUCCCAUCAGUUGAUUUCGAAGCUAUUGGCAUUCUUCUCUCAACCAUAGUUAUCAAAUUGGGUCUCUAUAUUGCCUGUCGUCGUGUGAACAGUCCCACAGUCCAGGCUCUCGCACUGGACCAACGAAAUGAUGUCGUCUCCAACUUUUCGGCUCUCCUGUUUGGCUACAUAGGGUCUAAAGAAAUAUUUGAAAGGACCAACAUUCAGGAGUUACGCUAUCUUGAUCCUAUAGGGGCCAUUCUUAUAAGUUCCUACUUCUUUGUCAACUGGUGGCGCACUGGAUACACUCAUAUCAAACAAUUGACUGGUUACACAGCAAAACCAGUGUUUCUCAGUAAAAUAACUUGGCUUACCCUCAACCACAACAGGAAGAUCAAGCAGAUCGACACGGUGAGGGCGUUCUACUUUGGCAUCAACUUCCUGGUCGAAGUCGACAUUGUCUUGCCAGAAAACAUGACCUUGAAAGAGGCCCACGACAUUGGUGAGAGCCUCCAACAGAAACUCGAGUGUCUUCCUGAAGUUGAGAGGGCCUUCGUUCACUUGGACUACGAAGUUACACACAACCCUAAAUCAGAACACAAAAUAGUUUGACAAGAUAUUUCAUUAGGGGCUGAUUGUUUAACAUUGAGGAGUGAGUUGUUAUCGUUAGGGGUGAGCAGGAGCACUUGUGGUCUUAUGUGGAGUUGUCAGAUCUUUGUGGAAGCUCAACCACCCAGAAAUGUUGGUUAAUUAUUAUAUGUUGGAAUUAAUUAAGAAACGUGGAUUGGCAGAACCGUUUGAGUCAUUAGGCAAAAUGAUGCCUUUCGUUAAGAUUCUUAAGAUCCUGAGUUCAAAUCAUGCUGAGAUUAAAUUUGUCUUUGAUUCUUCUGAAAUUCAUCAAAUAAUGUACCAGGGAGGUGCUUGGUUUGACCUAAUCAAAUAUACUUUUCCCUACAAAAUUUUUGGCCUUCUACCUCUGCCGGAAGUCAUUAAGAAAAAGCAUCCAUGUUCUGCUGAGGUAAACCUGCUGCUCAUAUUUCAACCUGAAUGAUAUGUCCUCCAAAUUCCUUCAGUUUUGGGAGGAUGGGUUGUCCUAAGAUUCAGGACUUACUAACAUGAUGCUCUCAUUGUAAAGAUUGUAUGAAAGUUGUCGAGAAGGAUUUAGCUGUGCCAUUCAGUUGCCAAGCAACAGUGGCCGUAAAUGCUUUCACGUGAACAUUGGUGUGUGUUUCUGUUUGUGUGUGUGCGUACAUGUGUAUAUAUUUGCUUGUGUCUGUAUGUCUAUGCAUAUAUUUUUGAUUGAACAGGAAUAUAUAUUUUACAAAAGAAAUUCAAAGAAAAAAAGUAAAAAGGGGGGAGAAAAGAAAGGAAAAAGACAUCAAAGACUGCUCCAGUUGGUCGCACACCACAAGGGUCAACGGGACCUACUGAAGCAAACCAGAAUGCUUGAAGCCUUACUACAAGCGAUGGUGAUGCUCCAGCAUGACUUUCUUUUCUGUCUCUCCCAUUUUUUGGGGGGGCUUUUUUCUUUGCCUUUCAUUGUAAAAUAUAUUUUGAAUAAAAUGUCUUUUUAAUUGUGUGUUAGUGUAUGUGUGU
Messenger RNA from Octopus sinensis (East Asian common octopus), 2232 nucleotides. Its product is annotated as metal tolerance protein 9. The transcript has 9 exons. Gene Ontology annotation, biological process: transmembrane transport; monoatomic cation transport. The record is from RefSeq and is a predicted model, not a curated record. Lineage: Eukaryota; Metazoa; Mollusca; Cephalopoda; Octopoda; Octopodidae. Gene Ontology annotation, molecular function: monoatomic cation transmembrane transporter activity. Bases 166 to 1248 code for a protein of 360 amino acids. Gene Ontology annotation, cellular component: membrane.